This is a messenger RNA of Arabidopsis arenosa, 1820 nucleotides long. The record is from the annotation of a GenBank genome assembly. Lineage: Eukaryota; Viridiplantae; Streptophyta; Magnoliopsida; Brassicales; Brassicaceae.
GCAUAAGCAUCACUACUUGCGAUGGGUUCUUGUUUUGUAACUCUUUCCCAAACGCCUUCGUUUUCUUUUGCCCGGGGAUGACCAAGGGGACAGCUUUUUGGAAUCCGUGGUUGAAACAGGUUAAAUGGAUCGAUUUUGAGGAUAAAGAUUUUGAUGCCUGUGGCUUAGGAUACGAUAAUACUAGAGACGAAAAGGUUUACAAAAUCUUGGGGUCUUUUAUGUGUCGUCGUGAAGUUGCGAUAUACGAUUGUACCUCUCAAGCGUUCAAGUUUAUUGAUACACCUAACGAGGACUGGUCCAUAACCGAUGUUCAACGAUCCAGUGUGUCCUUGAACGGAAAUCUCUAUUGGAUUUCUCCUAUUCCCGACAAAUUUGAUUUUUGUGAAUUUCUCAUCCGAAGCUUUGAUUUCUCGAGGGAUAUAUUCAAACCCUUUUGUCUCCUUCCGUGUCGGAAGAUGGAUUUUUGCGAUUUACUUGUCCUCCAAGUUUUCAAUGAAAAUAGGUUAUCCUUGUUAAAGCAAUGUUAUAAGACAAGGAAGGUUGAGAUUUGGGUUACGAAGAAGAAGAUUGAUUCUAGUAACUACAACAGUGGGGAGGAAGUUGUGUGGAUUAGCUUGUUGACUUUUCCAUCAAGUAACUUGCCAAACUUAUGUAAUAAGCGUUACGACAUUAGUUACUUCAUCUAUGACAAGACCACCCUAAUCAUGUGUUGUGGUGACGAUGGAGGUGGAACCCCUUGCAUCUAUAUUGUCAGGGGAGAUUUCUUCAAGAAGAUUCAAAUUAACUCUGGGGUUUUCCGGUGUUGUCACUGUAUUUAUGCUCCCAAUUUCAUCCCGGUUCCUUUAGAGAUCAUCGGUCUCGACGGAGUUGAUCCAACGAUUAAGUUGCGUGUCCUAGACUCCUCUGGUAUUCCUUACCGUGAAAAGAAUUCUGCUUACAUAACCAUUACUGCUUGCGAUGAGUUCUUGUUUUGUAACUCUUGGAAUAAUCCCCAGGGGACAGCGCUCUGGAAUCCGUGGUUGAAACAGGUUAAAUGGAUCGAGUACGAGGAUAAAGGUUUCCAUGUCUGUGGCUUAGGAUACGAUAAUACUAGAGACGAAAAGGCUUACAAAAUCUUGGGGUCUUUUAUGUGUCUCCGUGAAGAGAGCUCUUACGAAUACCACCAGAGAGUUGCGAUCUACGAGUGUGCCUCUCACGCGUUCAAGUUUAUUGAUACAGGUAACGAGCACUGGCCCUUAAGCGAUGUUGAACGACUCAGUGUGUCCUUGAACGGAAACCUCUAUUGGCUUCAUGUUAUCCCCGGCACAGUUGGCAUUUUCAUUCGAUGCUUUGAUUUCUCGAGGUCGAGGGAGAUAUUGAAACUCUUGUGUCUCGCUCCGUGUGGGAAGUUGGAUGAGUCCGAUGUACUUGUCCUCCAAGUUUUCAAUGAAAAUAGGUUAUCCUUGUUAAAGCAAUAUUGUUAUGUGACAAGGAAGGUUGAGAUUUGGGUUACGAAGAAGAAGAUUACUAGUAACAACAGUGGAGAGGAAGUUGUGUGGAUUAGAUUAUUGACUUUGCAACCAAGUGGAACCCCUUGCAUCUAUAUUGUCAGGGGAGAUUUGUUCAAGAAGAUUCAAAUUGACUCUGGGGUUUACCGGUGUUGUCACUGUGUUUAUGCUCCCAAUUUUAUCCCGGUUCCCUUAGGGUUCAGAUUGCUAGCCUAAUAAUUUGAUCAUAUUUUCUUGAAUCUUGGUCAUGUCUCUGUUUUCUUAGGUUUAAGUCAGUUUGUUUAAAACCUUGUAUGAAAUUGUCUUGAUGAUAAAUAUAUAGACUUACUAUCU